AUGUCUCUUCCUUCAUCAAACCAAGCGAGGCUAGGGGUGCGCUGGGAAAGAACAUCUCCAGCUCCUUGCCAGGCUACUCGUCCGCUACACGAAGCCAAAUACGAAAAGUUGGAAGUUCCUCAUUGCGCAUCCGUGCUGGUAUUUAAAGCGUGGCAUAACUAUACAUAUACAUUUCUCACAAGUUAUAAAUUUCGAUGCUUCCUUUGCCACGCAGUUGAAUUCACGCAGGAAGUUUCCGCUCGCCUGAUACAAAAGCUGUUGUGA
This is a messenger RNA of Sclerotinia sclerotiorum 1980 UF-70, 264 nucleotides long. RefSeq lists its product with no specific name. The record is from RefSeq and is a predicted model, not a curated record. The transcript has 2 exons. Bases 1 to 264 code for a protein of 87 amino acids. NCBI's taxonomy places the organism in Eukaryota, Fungi, Ascomycota, Leotiomycetes, Helotiales, Sclerotiniaceae.